AUGAAGCCAGAUGGAGAGCUAUGGUUCACCAAGAACCUGUCCCCAGACAAGAUCAAUCUUAGCACGCUGAAGGGCGAGGGCCAGCUAUCCAACCUGGAGCUGGAUGAGGAGGUGCUGCAGAACAUGCUGGACCUUCCCACCUGGUUGGCUGUCACCCGGGUCUACUGCAACAAGGCUGCAAUCAGGAUACAGUGGACAAAGUUGAAGACCAGCCCUAUUUGCCUGUUCCUGGACAAGGUAGAAGUGGAGAUGAGAACGUGUGAGGAGCCCCGCGCCCCAAAUGGCCCCUCCCCUAUUGCCAUCACUGCUGGCCAGAGUGAGUAUGGCUUUGCUGAGAAGGUGGUGGAGGGUAUGUCAGUCAUCAUCAACUCCAUCACCAUCAAGGUGCAGUCCCGUGCCUUCCACGCCUCCUUCGAGCUCUGGCAACUCCAGGGUAACAGUCUCAACCCCAAAUGGCAGAAGACUGACCUCCGCUACACCCGCAUCACGGACCCAAAAAGAGGAGAGGUGUUGACAUUUAAGGAGAUCAACUGGCAGAGUCUGCGUAUCGAGGCCGAUGCCAUAGAGAGUGAGGACCAGGACCUGAACAGUACCCCACUACGCCUCAUCACCAACCAGGGACGCAUCCGCAUUGCCUUGAAGCGCAGGCUGAAGGACUGUAACGUGCUGGCCUCUAAGCUGCUCUUCAUCCUGGAUGACCUGCUGUGGGUGCUGACGGACUCUCAGCUCAAAGCUGUCAUCCACUACGCCAAGUCCCUGAGCGAGGCUAUGGAGAAGUCUGCCCAGCAGAGGAAGAGCAUGGCCGCAAAGUCCCUACAGACUGCACCACCUUCCCCUGGUAUACACGCUCUAUGGACAAACCCUCCACCCUCUCCCAGUGGUGGAGUCCCCAGUACCCUGGACCAGUACUUUGAUCAACACGAUGUCAAAGAGUCCUCCUACCACACCUUCAUCUCUCGUCUAGACCUGCACAUAUGCAACGACAGUUCCUCAGCAGACCCCGAUGAGCCUCCUCCUCCAUGCUCCCAUGGUGCAAUGCAGCUGACCUUCCGUAAGCUUGGUUUUGACUACUACCCCAUCCACAGGCCUGGUGAUGGCUGUCGGCAUUGGGAGCGUCACUGUGGGGCGAUGGAUGCCCGGGCCCAGUGGGCUGGCUUACUACUGCAGGAGUUCCAGAGGAGGGUGGAAGCGUCAGGGAUCCCUGGGCCAGACUCUAAGGUCCCCAACCAGGUCAAGGACUUCCCCGCCAAGAGGACCCAGGAUGGACAACCCACCCCCAAGGCCAGCCCUCCUGAAAGGGAGCAGAUCUCCAAGAGGACCUCAAUAGCACAACCUCUCCCGGGGAACCCUCUUAAGAGGCUCCGCUCCAGCUGUGUGGUGGUACGAAUGGAUGACUUGGAUAUACAUCAGGUGUCUACAGGGGGACGCCACAGCAAGAAGACCCAGUCCUUAAUAUCCUGUAACCGCAAGGCCCUGAACCUAGCAGACAAUAUACCAGCCAUCCACCUGCAAUUCACAGAGUAUUACUUCCCUGACGACCCCGGUUUGCCUGUACCCAAUACUAACCUAUAUGCCCAACUGAACGGCCUACAGCUGUGCCUGGACCCUGCCAGUCUUCUGUGGGUCAACCUGUUCUCUAGGGGCCUGAUGCGUACCCUGGAGCAGGUCAAAGCCUUCUACCACCUCCAGGACAGCAGCAAGGCAGAGGAGCACAUGGACAUCCACAUGGACGCAGCUCAGAUCAAGCUGAUCAUUCCCCUGGAGUCAUCCAUUAUGGACCACCAGGACCGGCCCCAGUCCCUAAGCGUCACCGUCCCCCAGAUGGUCCUCAGCAACACACGCCACUCCCCCCACGGCACCCGGGCCGACCUCCACACCACCUACAGCAGUUUCUCCACCUGCCACUUCUUCCAGUCAACUCCCCCUUGCUCCUUCCCCCGAGACCAGAGCUCCUUCCUCCCGCUACCCUCUGCCUUCCUCCAGCACUCCCUGGAGAUGGAGCCCCUGUCCCUGUCUGAGAGGAGGCCCCUAAGGCCCAAGGAUGUUUGGUUCCUCAGCCUGUCCCGUCUGUCCAUGAGCUUCGAGGGGGCGCGGAAAAGCAACAGGGGCAGAGCUCACCCCUUCGUGGAGCCUUUCACCAUUUCUGUGUGGAUGUGUCGUCCGUCUGCGUUUAAGGGCAGUUCCCUGGUCUCCUCCCCCAAUAAACCAGCUCCUGUUGAUCCCAACCAUAAAACCCCAGAACAGCAGGAGAACCACCUCCCGCCCAACCUGGAACACAACCAGGACAGUCGACAGGAGGCUGUAGUGGCUUCUAUCCACUUCCUGGCUCAGGCCAUCACACCGGUCAAGGUGUGGCUCAACCACUACCAGUAUGUUGCCCUGUUGCGGAUGAAGGACACCCUGGCCAGGCUGGGGCACGAGCUGGGCCGGGACACCAGGGACGCUAAGCAGGCCAGGGGCCAGGAGGCUAACCCCCCUACGGUGUGCCUAGCCCUCCUAAUGGACUCAGUGGAGCUGGGGCUCCUGCUACCACCUGCAGCCAUGGAGCCAGAGGAGGCCCACACCCCAGGGUCUGAAAGCCCCAGCCUGACAGACUCCGAUCUCUCCCCCACUCACCAGGCUACUUCGCCAGACCCUCUGGAGGACAGUGGGAUAGGAAACACCACUGCCACCGUCAACAGCUCUCCUCCCCUUGAGGACCCCUCUACCUUCAGCCUGGAGGGAGAGCUGUCCACUGCCCUCACCUCCACCAAGGACGUCACCAAAGAUGCCUUUAGUGCCUCCCUGGACCUGACUAAAGGGGCGUUCUCUAUCACAAAAGAUGCCUUCAGCUUCAUGAGUCGUGGGUCGGGGAUGAGCAAGCUGUUCAAUCCACAGGCGAAGGAGCAGCGCGACGAGGUGUCCCACAUGGCCAGCCUGCGGCUCCAGUCCAUGAACCAGUCUCUCUCACAGCACUCAUUUGACAGUGCUAUCCUGGACAGGAGCCUGCCCAACGACCACCUCUCAGUGGAAAGCGACGCCAGCGAGAACGUUGUCAUCCUCAUGGAUGAGUCAGGGGUAGAGUCCAUGAUGCGACCCAACGGCACCCCGGGGCCCAGUGGAGGCAGUCCUGCCCUGAGGACAGAGGGGGGGUCCUCAGCUGACCUGAGCAGCUCCCUGUCCCAGAGCAUUGAGGACAUCACACAGGACACAACCUCUGUGUUGUUGCUGGUGCUCAGUGGGAUGGCCUGUGUGGCAGACCUGAAGGGAGAGGACCUGGUGGUGGCAGUGGAGGCCCAGGAUCUCAUCCUAAGACAGAUGGGCAACGUCAGGGUCUCUGACCUGCUGGCCGAACUGAUGCCAGCGCCAGGUGGGUCUACCGUUGGCCAGAGGCAAGGCUGCAGGGCAGUUCCCGUGGUGGGCAUACGGAUGGAGAUGGGUCCUUCUGCAGCGCGGCAUGGUUCUCUGUCUGCGUUGGUGGGUCACCUGGAGCUGGGUGUGCGAGGCUGUCGGGUGGAUCUGUUGGUUUCUACCCUGGCCACCCUGGGGCCCUUCCUGGAGGAUGAGCUCAGUGCUGACGUCCAACCCAUUAAGAUCUGGCUGGAAAACGUCACUAUCACUCUGAAGGAUGAUGGUCCCAAGGUCUACCCCACGGCCCCCCAGCCCCAACCUGUCACCUUUACCAUAGACCAGGUGGUUGUGGAGCGAUCUGAUGACGGCAUAUUGAGAAUCAAAGGUGGUGAAGGCACAGUCCCAAGAGACUCAGCAGGUGGUGCUGUGAAUACUUUCCUGGAGUCGCAGCUAUCGGAAGCUCAGUCGGCCCUCUCUCAAGCCCUCACUGACCGAGAGCGUCUCCUCUUGGAAGUCAGGAAGUAUGACCCCAUGUUUGACCUGUGA
This is a messenger RNA of Salvelinus namaycush (lake trout), 3876 nucleotides long. Its product is annotated as UHRF1-binding protein 1-like. The transcript is spliced from 22 exons. The record is from RefSeq and is a predicted model, not a curated record. Bases 1 to 3876 code for a protein of 1291 amino acids. Lineage: Eukaryota; Metazoa; Chordata; Actinopteri; Salmoniformes; Salmonidae.